This is a messenger RNA of Serendipita indica DSM 11827, 4428 nucleotides long. The record is from the annotation of a GenBank genome assembly. Lineage: Eukaryota; Fungi; Basidiomycota; Agaricomycetes; Sebacinales; Serendipitaceae.
AUGAGACGACCAACGCUCACUGUUGAUACUUCGACCCCGACCGCCGUUGCCCGCAAGAGCACCGCGUCGUCGGUGUCGUCUAUGUCCCAGGAUUCGGUAUCUAUCAACGACCAAGCCACUCCAACCACCAAAUCUCCAGCUAAACCGUCUGCAAAGGCCGUCAACAAUGGCCACAACCCAUCUGCAGACGCCUCGUCGCAGUACAAGGAGCCCAACCCAUCCCUCGUCCUCCUCUUCUCCCUUUUUCCAACACGUGACCUCUUUGUUUUCGUCCUCCCAGCCGUCGUAGCUGCUUUGAUAGCUGCCGUGAUCCCUCCCUUCAUGACCGUGGUCAUCGGCGACAUCUACCAUGUAUUCGCCGUCUUUCAGUCGACAGAAUAUCCAACAAGAAACGACAUGAACCUCUUGAUAAGGGGUGUCACAUGGGCCACUGUUGAACUCUGCAUCAUGGGAGGCGCAGCGCUCCUCCUCAGUGGUGUCAUGAGCUCUCUAUGGAUUUGGGUUGGCGAGAGAAAUGUCAUGUAUCUUCGACGAGCCGUCUACGACUCCGUCGCAUCGCGCGAGAUGGAAUGGUUCGACAAGAACUCUGGAGGAAACGCACCAGGCGAAGCUGCCGUUGGUGCUGGAGGUCUCAUGUCUCAAUUCGCUUCCACUACCGAAGACGUCCGUAUGGCGACAGCCUUGAACAUGGGCAUGUUCAUUCAACACUCGUGCACAAUUAUUGCGGCAACCAUCAUGGCCUUUGUGCGCGCACCCGUACUCGCCGCCGUCAUCCUCAGUACAAUCCCAGUCAUUUUCAUCACUCAAACCAUUGGCCAAAUCGCCUCUUUCUCCCUCUACACCACGGAACGCACCCGCGUAACCAAUGUUUCCACCAUCAUCGACCGUGCUGUCAAUGCGAUAUCCACCGUCAAGGCAUUCAAUGCUCAACCUCUCGAAUCGGCUCGCGCAAACUUUGGCCUCGACCUGUUUGUCAACUUUUCCAUGUUCGUACAAGGAUUUUGGUUUGGAGCAAGGGAAGUCAAGGCAGGCAGGCUCACCGCUGCCGACGUCCUCGCAGUCUUUUGGGCAUGUCUCAUCGCUGCGAGCACCUUGCAACAGUGGAUCGGAUGCACUGUUGUCUAUGCCCGUGGAAAAUCCUCCAUGGUCACGCUUGUCAAGCUCAUCCAUCCUCCCCCAAGCGAAUCCAAGUCCAACCGCCCAGACGCUCAUAUGUCGCUUCAGCCCAUUGUCAAAACCCCCAAGCGCGCAUUCUUUGGUGCACCAACAUUCCUCAAGUCGGUCCCAUUGAAGAAGAUUCGCCCACCCACCUUCCAGGGCGAGUUCAACCUCUCCAACAUUACUUUUUGCUAUCCGACUCGUCCCGAUGUCCCAGUACUCUCCAACGUGUCACUCUUUCUGCCUUCGGGUGAAAUGACGUUUAUCGUUGGCGAAUCCGGAUCCGGGAAAUCCACCAUUGCUCAACUUCUUUUGCGCCUGUACGAGCCUCAGCAAGGCUCCAUCGAGCUCGACAGCAACUCGUUUUCGUAUCUCGACGAACAGUGGACCCGAUCACACAUUGCGGCCGUCAGCCAAGGACACAUCCUCUUUGAUGGCACUGUCCAUGAGAAUGUUGCCCUUGGUAUCGCUGGCGGAAACUCUGGAAGGCACCCAAAGGAUGUCACCAGAGAGGAAGUGAUUGCUGCCUGCCGAGUCGCAUUGAUGCACGACUUUGUGCGCGAUCUCCCCGACGGAUAUGAUACCAAGCUCGGAAACGGCGGUGCUUCCCUCUCUGGUGGACAAAAGCAACGGCUUUCCAUUGCUCGUGCCUAUAUUCGCAACCCAGAAGUGCUCAUCCUUGAUGAGGCUACCUCGGCUCUCGACGGAACUUCGCGUCUUCUCGUAUUCGAGGCUAUCAAACACUGGCGCCGAAACAAGACGACAAUCGUCAUCACACAUGAUCUCUCUCAGAUUAGCCGCGAUGACUUUGUCUACUUGCUCAAGGAUGGCCACCUGGUCGAGCAAGGAUACCGACAAGAUCUCGAGGCAGACACAGAAGGAGAAUUUUACCAUAUGAUGGUGGCUCAAGGCACGACUGGCGGCUUCCUUCCAGUCAAGGACAAUGAGACCGAGGAGGAUAACCAAACCUUCCAGCGCAACUUGGUCGUCGAGGACUUUGAGCACGAGCGUGAGGAGAUGACGACCAUGGAGCGCUCGCAGCGCAACGCUUGGACUCAGAACCCUACGAUUCCUCAAGCCGAGCCAUGGAUGCACGAGGCAGUCAUGCGUCUGCAAGCCAACGGCCGCACGACACCGCUUCCAUUCCACCGCGCACCUUCUCGUCAAGAAGACACUCCUACCGGCCUUCAUCGUCCUCGUCGGAGGUCCCUCACCAUCGAAGUCGAUCGUUCUCAGCAGGACCGGUGGAGACGCUCCAGUCUCCCGACCAGCUCGACCUCGAGCAGGUUUGACAAUGAUGCCGAGGAUGUCAUCGAGGACGAUGCCGAGUUUGAGCAGGAGAAGAAUACCAUGCAGAUGACGGCUGUGGAUGCUCAGCGACGACGGGUCAAGUCUACUCGAAGGAAUUGGGAGACGCCGGCCCCAGCAAACCCAGCGCACCAGGGUCAAAAGCGCAUCAGACGUCUACGGAGUCGACCGUUGAAGCCUGCAAAGACGCUCUACGGAGGAGCACCUCCAGAGCAAGAGUUGACCGUGACCUCUCCUCCCCCCGAGGACCGACCUCACAUCUCAUUCUUCAAGAUUCUCGGCAUGUACUGGCCCACCUUGCCGUACAAGCCGAUCUACAUCUUUGGUCUCUUCCUCUCGAUCCUCUCUGGUAUUUGCGCCCCCGUCUUUGGCUUCUUCCUCUCGCGUCUGCUCGUCGCCAUCACAACUUCCCGCAAUGGCGUCCACGACACCUCGUUGGUCACUCAAUACGGUGUCUAUGUCCUUCUUUUGGCCAUCGCAAACGGUGUCUUUGCUGGUCUCAAGCACUUUGUCAUCGAAUGGACGACCAACGCAUGGCUGCGAAAUGUCCGAAAGCGCGCGUUCAAUAACGUGAUGAUGCAAGACAAGGCCUGGUUCGACAUGCCGACUAACAUUCCAUCCCAGCUGUUGCAGCUCAUCAUGCGUGAUCCAGAGGAUGCUCGAUCCUUUAUCUCACUCGUUGUCCCCCAGUGCAUCACAGUCGUCAGCAUGAUCAGCACCGGUCUCAUUUGGGCCUUGGUCGUUGGAUGGCAGCUCACCCUCGUCGGUCUCGCGCUCGCUCCCAUCUACAUUGGUCUGAGCGCGUUGCAAAACCGAUACUCUGGUCGAUUUACGAGGAAGAACAAGGAGAAGCGCGAGGAUGUGAACAAGAAGUAUUACGAUACUGUUGCCAACGUUCGCGCCAUUCGCUUCAUGGGCUUUGACUCCAUCUUCCGCGACCAGUUUAGCCGCAGUCUCGAGAGUGCUAUGCGUACCGGUACGAGUGGCGCCUUUGUCGAUGGUAUGGGCUAUGGUAUCAUCAAUUCGCUCAUCUACCUCGCCCAAGGCUUGAUCUACUUUGUUGGUGCACGCUUCAUGGUCAUGGGAAUCUAUAGCUUCCUCCAAAUGAUCGAAGUCCUCAACUUGGUGGCGUUUUCCCUCGCCAUUGCUGCACAGAUGCUCGAAUUCUCCUCGCGAUUGAGCAAGUCAUUGCAAGCCCUCCGCGACUUUGAGCGACUCCUCAACCUCAAACUUUCCGAUACCACUGAGUCUCAGGGCUCUAACCGCUGGCGCGUUCAGGGUCCCAUUCGUUUCCACGACGUCUCGUUUGCGUACCCCACCCGACCAAAUGUCGAAGUCCUCCGUCACCUCUCCCUCACCAUCAAUCCCAACGAAUGUGUUGCCAUCGUUGGUGCCUCUGGUAGUGGCAAGUCGACAGUCGCAUCUCUCCUCGAGCGUCUGUACGAGCCCACUGUUGGUUACAUCAGCAUCAAUGGACACCGCCUUCAGCAUGCCGACGUCGUCUGGCUCCGCGAACACGUCUCGAUGGUCUCUCAGCAGCCUUACCUCUUCGACGCUCCAGCUGCUCGCGAGGCCAACGUGCACGAUUUUAUCAUGUCGCUCCCCAAUGGCUACAACACGUUUGUUGGAGAAAAUGCCAGCCUCAUCUCUGGUGGCCAGGCUCAGCGUAUUUCCAUCGCUCGCGCGCUCGUGCGCGAUGCCAGCGUUCUCAUCCUCGACGAAUGCACGUCGGCGCUCGAUGCGGAGAACCAGCGCGAAGUGAUGAACACGAUCCGCAAGGCGAAGAAUGGUCGUACCACGAUCAUAAUAACGCACAAGCUUUCCAUGAUGCAGAUGGCGGAUCGUAUCAUUGUCCUCGACGAUGGACGCGUUGCUGAGCAAGGCACGUACGACCAGCUGAUGAAGAGUCACGGCACGUUCCACAAGCUCGCUACUGCUGGCGAGUGGGAGGGCGCAAAUUAA